CGCGCCGCCCAACGCCAGUGUUGAGCGCCUACAGCUGCGAUACUGUUUGCUGUUUAAGUUCAGUCUCGGUUGCAUUUUACCAGCCAUGGAGAGUGACUUUUACUUGCGUUACUAUGUGGGUCACAAAGGCAAGUUCGGCCACGAGUUUCUAGAGUUUGAGUUCCGACCCGAUGGGAAAUUGAGGUAUGCCAACAACAGCAAUUACAAAAAUGAUGUCAUGAUCAGAAAAGAGGCUUAUGUACAUAAAAGUGUAAUGGAAGAACUGAAGAGGAUAAUUGAUGACAGUGAAAUUACCAAAGAAGAUGAUGCUUUGUGGCCUCCUCCUGACCGAGUAGGCCGGCAAGAACUUGAAAUUGUCAUUGGAGAUGAACACAUUUCUUUUACAACAUCAAAAAUUGGUUCCCUUAUUGAUGUCAAUCAGUCCAAGGAUCCUGAAGGCUUACGGGUAUUUUAUUAUCUUGUCCAGGACCUGAAGUGUUUGGUCUUCAGUCUUAUUGGAUUACAUUUCAAGAUUAAGCCAAUCUAGAGUCAGUAUUGUUGUGAACAUGAAGACGUGGGGGUAGUUGUUUUUUAAUUUUCAUUAUCAGGAAAUUUUUGUGUAUAUGGGGGUAGUAUUUUUUUAUAAACUAUAAAUGAUUGUCUUUAAUAAAUAUACGAUAAAAUUCA
Molecule: messenger RNA, 666 nt
Organism: Choloepus didactylus (southern two-toed sloth)
Lineage: Eukaryota; Metazoa; Chordata; Mammalia; Pilosa; Megalonychidae
Gene: MAGOH
Product: mago homolog, exon junction complex subunit
Exons: 5
Coding region: 86-526 (146 amino acids)
Biological process (GO): RNA splicing
Cellular component (GO): catalytic step 2 spliceosome; exon-exon junction complex; nucleus
Source: RefSeq, a predicted model, not a curated record